GGUUAUCCAUCAUACACAGAAUCAGCAGAAAUCGAAGCUUAGGGCUGGGAAUUUUUAGCCAAUUGGUUUUUGAUCAUUGCCGACUUUAAAGUUGAAAUCUUUGCUUUCUGGAAUGCCUAUUCGACUACUAACAAUUGCGUAGGUCUUUCUCUCUCUCUCUCUCUAUCUUCUUCUACAUUUUUCACUCGGAUUUGAUCAUUUUAUCAGUUCGUGGAGGUGGAUGGAUUGAUCGAGCUUCUGAGAAAGAUAGUUGGGAUAAUUUUGUUGAAGAGUAGAAGAUGCAAGGAGCUUCAAGGAAUUCUUGCAGUCUCCUUGUUGUGUUGUGUGGGAAGGUCUCUGAAGAUGAUAAAAAGCUUGAUGUAGAUAGCAGACUGAGUUAUCCUUUUCCAGAGAUAACUUCUUUUGGACGUCUUGAGAUUCAAACUCUGACUAGUCCAAGCAUAGAGGAUUUCAGGAAAGCUCUUGAUGCAUUUCAGCCUAAUUUUGUGUAUCUUCAAGGAGAACAGCGCUCCAACAAUGAAGUUGGACCUCUUUCGUGGUCAGGGGUUGACUUCUCCAGUGAAGAAAUGGUGGCUGGGCUAUUUGAUACAUCAACUCCAACCACUGUUUAUCUGGAGAUUCCAGAGGGUGAAAAGUUAGCUGAGGCAAUUGAGGCAAAGGGAGUUCCUUAUGUGAUAUACUGGAACAGUGACUUCUCACGUUUUGCCGCCUGCCAUUUUCGUCAUGCAUUGUUAUCAGUUAUCCAGAGUUCUUCCAGCCAUACAUGGGAUGCUUUCCAUGUUGCAGAAGCUUCAUUUAGGCUCUAUUGUGCGAAAAACAGUCUAGUCCUUCCAUUUAAUAACCAGAAAGCUGAAGGAAAGUUGGGUCCCUCUCUUCUUGGAGAGCCUCCAAAGAUUGAUGUUCCUCUCCCUGAGAUAGGUGAAGAGGAUGAGGAGGAAGGCUCCUCAGAUGAUCACCUGGCUAUAAAAAUAUAUGAUGAUCAUGUGAAUAUUCGGCUUCUUGUAUGUGGAGAGCCUAGUAUAUUGGAUGAUGGCUGUUUAGGUGCUUUGGAAGAUGGCCUGAAUGCUCUCUUGAGGAUAGAAAUGCGUGGGAGCAAACUCCAUAGUCGAGUCAGUGCUCUACCACCUCCUUUGCAAGCACCAACAUUUUCACGUAGCGUUAUGACAAUGCGAUGUGAUAUAACAACAGCUAGUGCUGCCCAUAUUUCACUUUUGGUGUCAGGUAGUGCCCAAACCUGCUUUGAUGAUCAGCUUAUGGAAAACCACAUAAAGAGUGAAGUUAUUGAGAAAAGCCAGCUGGCCCAUUUGCUUCCGGAAGGUGAGAAAGACAAAAUGUUCCAUUCACACCCACGGAAGUCGGACGCAAUUGCUUGUGGUGCAACAAUAUUUGAGGUCGGCAUGAAGGUUCCGACAUGGGCUUCCCAGGUUUUAAGUCAGCUAGCCCCAGAUGUUUCAUAUCGUAGCUUAGUUGCACUCGGGAUUGCUGGUGUACAAGGAAUAGCUGUUGCACCAUUUGAGAAACACGAUGCAAAUCGACUUCUUUUCUUCUGUUCUAGGCAAGGCAAAGAUCCAAACCCGAGCAAUUCUCUACCCAAAGAUGUUCCUAACUGGUUGAGACCACCUCCUCCUAACAUAAACAGAUUUGCAAAGUGCAAAAUGAGUCCAAGUCCUUGUAAUGGCAUUCAAUCAGAUAAUGGGACUGGGUUACCAAAUGGCACAUCAAUACAUUUGACUCCUUUAUGUAACAAAUCUAACGUAGCUGCAAUGAGGCCCAUUCCUCAUGUACGUCAUCAGAAGAUGCUUCCUUUUUCCACAACAUUUGAGGUAAAUGGAUAUGAUGGAAGCCAAAUAAACCCUAGCAUGGCCAUUGUUCCUUCUUUAAAGCAUGGUUUAGCUGGAUCUACCCCAAUUAGCCACCGGAAACUACAGUCAGGAUCAUCCCAAACUAAUAAGCAGCAUUUCGUUCCGCUGAAUCCCCUGCCUCUUAAAAAACAUGGUUGUGGAAGAAGUCCGAUACACGUUUGUACAGAGGAAGAGUUUCUGAAGGAUGUGAUGCAGUUUCUUAUCCUCAGAGGACAUAACCGCCUCAUUCCUCAAGGUGGACUAGCAGAGUUCCCAGAUGCCAUACUUAAUGCUAAACGACUAGACCUAUUCAAUUUAUAUAGAGAGGUUGUUUCAAGAGGUGGGUUUCAUGUGGGAAAUGGCAUCAAUUGGAAAGGGCAAGUUUUCUCAAAGAUGAGCAACCAUACUGUCACCAAUAGAAUGACUGGAGUAGGGAACACAUUAAAGAGACAUUAUGAAACAUAUCUGUUGGAGUAUGAGUUAGCCCAUGAAGAUGUAGAUGGAGAAUGUUGCCUCUUGUGUCACAGUAGCGCAGCUGGUGAUUGGGUUAACUGUGGGAUAUGUGGCGAGUGGGCCCAUUUUGGUUGUGAUAGGAGGCAAGGUCUUGGUGCAUUCAAGGAUUAUGCAAAGACAGAUGGUCUAGAAUACAUAUGUCCUCAAUGCAGCAUUUCCAAUUUCAAGAAGAAAGUGGCGAAAACAUCCAACGGUUAUUCUUAGUUUUUUUUUAUUUGACAAAUCCCACUGUUUGUACGUCUCUUCUCCACCCACCACCUCUGAACUCGGAAGGAAAGGGAGAAAAAAACCCUAUGGAAUCUGCUAAUGGUGUAAAAAGUAAAUGUAACAUUUAGUUUUCGCCACUUCUUCCUGUGAUAACAGACAAAGAGGUGGAGGAAGAAGAAGACUGGAGAAUUGAGAAAUAGAGGAAUAAAGGGAUUUGCAGGAAAUAUUACCGAUUUUUUAGUGGGACAAGAACUAUGGAGGAUUUGAAGCAGCAAAAUAGAUGGUUCUACCUUCUUUUUUCUGUAAAAUAUUGUAGGUUUAUUAUUAAUAUUGUUGGUUAAUUAAAAACCGAGUUAUUGAUUGUCGACAUUUGAUUAAAGAUUGGAUAAAUAGGUGACCUUUGUAUUGUAGAACUUGUGUUCUACUAUAGUAUAUAUAGGGAUAAAUGUUUUCCAUUCA
This is a messenger RNA of Impatiens glandulifera, 3020 nucleotides long. RefSeq names its product AT-rich interactive domain-containing protein 4-like. Lineage: Eukaryota; Viridiplantae; Streptophyta; Magnoliopsida; Ericales; Balsaminaceae. The record is from RefSeq and is a predicted model, not a curated record. The transcript has 16 exons. Gene Ontology annotation, molecular function: DNA binding. Bases 279 to 2558 code for a protein of 759 amino acids.